Molecule: messenger RNA, 1323 nt
Organism: Miniopterus natalensis
Lineage: Eukaryota; Metazoa; Chordata; Mammalia; Chiroptera; Miniopteridae
Source: RefSeq, a predicted model, not a curated record
CAUUCUGGUGGAUAAGGUCUCUGCAUCAAAAGGGAAACUGAGGCAGGGUUGUGGCUGGUAGUGUGGUCUUUGUAGUGAUUUGCCCAAUAUCAAGCAGGCAGUAUGGAGAGACACCUGACCCCCAAUAGCCACAGGUUCUGCUGGAGAGGAGCUCUUAAUCCCUGGCAGGCCUUGGAUAAGGGCUCUGGUGUCAGCCCCUGUCUGCCACCCCCGCUCUCUGCCUCCCGGAGUGGCUGCCCAGCCAAGGACAGGGCCGCCUGCUUACCUCCUGGGCUUGGGUGCUGCCUGGACUGGUGCCUCUGUCUCUGGCCCUCACACACUUGCUGCAGCCAGUCCAGCAUGCUGGGUACCGCAGUCCUGCUGGCCCUGCUCCCAGGGAUCUCCACCUUGCUUGGUGGGCCACCUGCGCCCCCGUUUCCAGCGGCGCCCGGGUCGUGGCUGCGCCGACCCCUUUUCAGUCUAGAGCUGUCGGACACGCAGGACGCCUUCCAGCGCCGUGCGGGGCCACUCGAGGUCCCGGCGGACAGCCGCGUGUUCGUGCAGGCAGCCCUGGCCCGUUCUUCCCCGCGCUGGGGCCUGGCCCUGCACCGCUGCUGGGUGACACCCUCCUCACGUCCGGCCCCGGGACCCACCCUGGCGCUGCUGCGCGGGGGCUGCCCCGCCGAUUCCUCCGUCGCCUUUCCGCCACCGCGCCCUGGGGCCGCCCGCUUCAGCUUCCGUCUGCGCCCGGUCUUCAACGCCUCUGUGCAGUUCUUGCACUGCCAGCUGAGCCGCUGCCGCCGCCUCCAGGGAGCCCACCAGACUCCUGCACCUCUCACGCUGCUGCCCCCAUCGCCGUGUCUGCCUCAGGAUGAGGCGUGCGCCAGCGCCAGCAGUGGCAGAAUUGAGAGUCUGGGUACCAACAGCCCCCACCUACACACGCUGACGCAGCCCAUCAUUGUCACGGUGCCACGGCCGCCCCCCAGGCCACCCAAAGGCGUCCCCAGCAGAGCUGUACGCCCGGAGCCUCCUGCGUCGGCCCCGGUGGCCCUUGAGCCCGCACCAGUGGUGGCACUAGUGGUGGCCGCCUUCUUGCUGGGCGCCGCGCUGGUCGCGGGACUCGGCCUUGUGUGCGCGCAUUCAGGUACCAACCUCGGCCCGCCCAGAUCUUCACUCGGUCCCCAGCCUAUUCUAGUGCUUCGGGACUCAGGGUCGCCACGAUCCCAGCCAGCGGCGCCUGAACAUCCUUAGACCUGCGUCCGUUACGCCCACAGCAGCCCCCAGGGGGCACCCUUGCACGGGGCCAGCGUUCAGCAACCCCUACUGCUCGGCAGCCUGCCUCUC